CCUUGCAUUUCGUUGGACGAAUUAUCUGGUGUUGGGUUGGGAUUAUUUUUUUCUUGGGUUCUGUUCAGAUCUUGUCAUUUUUCUCUUGAUAUAAAAAAAAGCAUAGCGUUUGCUUUUCAGGGGGAAAAGUGUCUGGUUUGCUUUUUUUUUCUACAUUAAUCCAGUCCUUACCAUAUGCAACCGUCAAUGGAAGGCAAACCCAUCGCCGGUUCCUCAUUCAGCUCACAAAAAGAAUACCUAUUGUCGUAUCCUGGUCAUUCCGGGGUCGAAAACGCUUCCCUAGAAAGUACCAAGACCGAUCUUAGUCUAAACAGCAGAGACGUUAUCGUCGGUGAACAAUGGCUUGUGCUCGCCAAAGUAGGCGAAGGCUCCUUUGGUGAGGUGUUUGACGCCCAAGAUAUAGGUACAGGCCGUCAUUAUGCCAUCAAACGAGAAACCCUGAAAAUGCGCCAUCCGCAAUUAGCCCAUGAAAGUCUCAUGUACGAUGUACUGGCUGGUGGACCGGGCAUUCCUCAGUGUCACUGGCAUGGUCAACAUGAAGAAUUCGAUUGCAUUGUCAUUGACUUGCUAGGUCCCAAUCUCAACCAACUUCGUGAAACGGUCUCGAAAGUACCGGUGGAUAUCGCCGUGCAAUUCGGCUGUCAAAUGGUUUCCAUCCUAGAACACAUCCAUAAACGCGGUCUUGUAUACCGAGAUGUCAAACCCGACAACUUUUUAUUCAGUGCCUCAUGUCAUUUGCCGGAACCCGAACUGAUAGAAACGCAGGACGCCGAUGGGGCCCAUUACGCUUACUAUAAAUAUCCUGACUGCGAAACCAUUUUUGAAUCGUGGGGGGAAGGGGUGCCCACCCUUCACGUCGUGGACUUUGGAUUGGCGUCCUGGUGGCGAGAUCCGAAAACCAACAAACCUUAUCCGGAACUGAGGAAGCAUAUUCGCAACAAAACUGGCACGGCUCGAUAUGCGUCUCUCAAUGUCCAUCGUGGCAAAGUCCAUGCACGUCGCGAUGACCUGGAGAGCGUCGGUUAUCUUUUGUUGGACCUUGUAUUUGGGUCUUUGCCUUGGACCGGAAUUCAGGCGAAAAAUUCCAAAGCGGGAUGGGACCGUAUGCGACACAUGAAAGAAGACACGUUCAUGGCCGACUUUUGUGCCGGUUUACCUACGGGGCUUUUAAAUUACAUUGAAUAUACCCGGCGACUUCGAUUUGCCGAUCAACCCGACUACGACUACAUGCGACGUUUGUUGAAAGGAUGCUUGGAAGGAGGCGAAUUUUCAGAGCCUGUGCGAUCACCUUUUGGAGGUUCCACCACGUCGGGGCGGUGGGAUCAGCAACACCACCCUGAUACAGGACCGGCAAAACCUAACCAGAAAUUCGCCCAAACCAAUCGUCGCCUUGAUCCGGCUGAAUCGAUGACCAACCACAAACGACACACGGGUCGCCCUGCUCCAGAUCAUCAUGAGGAUAUCUUUUCCAUGGACGAUGUAAAACACACUCUCCCCACUUCGACACACGCUUUUCCUGUCCACCAUGAAAAAUCCAAUCAUCUUAAUCCACCUCCUCACCAUCGUUCUCGCCCUCGUCGAUCGAGCAAAGAUCAAGGCUCGCGCCACUCUCCUCAGAUCGCUAGACCUUCUACCUCGCCACCUGCCAAACCAGGCAGCAAGAAAUUAUAUUUACAGAAAAAGAUUGGUUGGAAUACGCAUAAACAUGACCAAGUACCUUGGAAUCCACAGACGGAAUGGAACAACGUGUCUGUAUCACAACCGGACGAUCCCAACACGUUGCAUUGGGGAUCAUCGGACGCGACACCGCAGUGGGGCGAUGUCAAGGUAGACCAAAGUGGAUGGAAAGAAAAUCCGGAUGCAUUCGACUGGGCUCAAGGAAACCCACGUCCUUGGGAACAGUAAAUUAUCACCAUCACCGUCUACCUCUUUUUUUUUUCAUUCAUUCGACUUGUAAAAGUUUUUAAAGAAAUUCACAUUUACACCCCACGUGCAUAAAUAUUUAGUUCUGUACAGUAAAGUUUCAUUGAAAAAAUUCUUGAGCACAAACAAAGAUGAGUAUUGUAGUGCGUCCAUUGAUGCGCUACGUGAAUGCGUUUUGUGUAUUGAAGAACGACGACUUGAAAUAAGAUCAUUCAAUAGUGAUGGAUGUUGCGAAGGUUACGAAUCCAUCCUUUGUCUCUAAGUUACGGUAUCAGAAUCGUAUGAAAGACAUGAC
Radiomyces spectabilis is the source of this 2218-nucleotide messenger RNA. RefSeq names its product kinase-like domain-containing protein. The transcript is spliced from 4 exons. The record is from RefSeq and is a predicted model, not a curated record. Bases 175 to 1905 code for a protein of 576 amino acids. NCBI's taxonomy places the organism in Eukaryota, Fungi, Mucoromycota, Mucoromycetes, Mucorales, Radiomycetaceae. Gene Ontology annotation, molecular function: protein serine/threonine kinase activity; ATP binding. Gene Ontology annotation, cellular component: nucleus; cytoplasm. Gene Ontology annotation, biological process: signal transduction; peptidyl-serine phosphorylation.